Cydia amplana is the source of this 542-nucleotide messenger RNA. Its product is annotated as tRNA-specific adenosine deaminase 2. The transcript has a single exon. Gene Ontology annotation, molecular function: tRNA-specific adenosine-34 deaminase activity. The record is from RefSeq and is a predicted model, not a curated record. Bases 10 to 504 code for a protein of 164 amino acids. Gene Ontology annotation, biological process: tRNA wobble adenosine to inosine editing. Lineage: Eukaryota; Metazoa; Arthropoda; Insecta; Lepidoptera; Tortricidae. Gene Ontology annotation, cellular component: nucleus; cytoplasm.
AAAAAAGCAAUGGUCGAUCUUAUGAAAAGAGCCCUUGAGCUAGCGAAGGAAGCACUGGUCGCACAGGAGGUACCCGUUGGUUGCGUGUUCACAGAUGGCGAAAGAAUAGUCGCUGAAUCAAGAAACUGCGUGAACUUGACUCGGAACCCUACAAGACACGCUGAAAUUAACUGUAUAGACACUGUAAUUUACUACUGCAAAACAAAUAACGUAGAUUACAAGGAAUUAUUUCGUAAAAUAACUGUGUAUGUAACAGUUGAGCCAUGUAUAAUGUGUGCAGCGGCUCUGAAUGACCUACAUGUUAAGGAAGUAGUGUAUGGUUGUGCUAAUGAUAGGUUUGGGGGAAAGACUGUAGUAGAUGUUAGUAAUUACUAUGAACACAACUACACGCUGACUGGGAACCUGAUGGCAGAUGAGGCCAUGGCCUUGCUGAAACAGUUCUACAAGGGUGUCAAUCCAAACGCACCAGAACCAAAAGUUAGAAAGAAAAAGGAUAAUGAAUGAUGUCGUAAUUAAUGUUUUGAUUUAAGAAUUUACACCCA